Messenger RNA from Blastomyces dermatitidis ER-3, 3340 nucleotides. RefSeq lists its product as uncharacterized. The coding region runs from base 1103 to 2977 and encodes 624 amino acids. The transcript is spliced from 4 exons. The record is from RefSeq and is a predicted model, not a curated record. Lineage: Eukaryota; Fungi; Ascomycota; Eurotiomycetes; Onygenales; Ajellomycetaceae.
AAAUAAAAAAAAUAAAAAUAAAAAUAAAAAUAAAAAAAAUAAUCGGGAUUUUAAAGUCUCACUGCUCUAACAAGAAAGAUUUCGAUAUACAGAGGAUUUGCCACUGACUACAGAUUUGGCUGCUGGAGCUCGAUAAGUGGAGAAGCAGCUGCAAUCGCUAUCCUUGAUUCCCAGGAGCACAGAACUUCAGGAAAUGUAUUGGGUGACGUAUAGGCUCCCUAGCAGCUUCUUGGUGUUGAGCGGAGAUAUGGCUUCCAGCCCUUCACAAAUCACACAAAUACUAUGCAUAUGUUUCGCCGUACGCCAAAUGCAAGUUUCGCGAGCUGCAAUGUUCGGUCAUGAGUAAUUAAAAAUCCCCCAAAUGUGGAUUUGAUACUGUUUCAUUCGAGCAUUAAAAUUGAAGACCUCGGCUUGGAUCAUACAGUGAAUCCGGCAGUUUUUUUUUUUUUUUUUUUUUCUUUUGUUCAACAUUCCUGGACUUUGAAGGAGACUCAGUUCAAUUAAAUAUCUCUGCAAUGCAAUGAACAGAGCAAAAAAGAGACGACAGCAGAAAAAAUUAAUGAGCAUAUGAUAUGAUUCAGAUUCUCCACGUCAAGGAUUGAGGUUUAUUUCUCUGGGUUAAAAGGUGUCUCAACCUCUGAUGAAGCAUAUAUAAUGUUGAUGGUAGCUUGAAUUCUCCUGUCUCUUGAGGUGGUCCAUCUUGCUAACGAAUCACGAUAAUAUAACUGUGCUCUCGAUUUUCCUAGCCAUGCGGAUAGCUCCAGCUUUCGUGCUUUGAUGAUGGCUGUGAGCUUGAAGUUGUGGACGAUUUUGAUUCUCCACGUUUAACGCCAAGGUAGGCAACCCCGCGCAUGAUUGGCCUUCAAACAACGAGAAAACAUGGAUCUUUGUACCUGGCUCGCUGCCUAGAUCAUGACCAAGCAAGCUCCCCGCAGACACAGGCAACACCACCAUAAUUCUACUUUCCGUAUAUUUAUCGCGACGGACCUCCCAGUUUUAAAAUUUCUAGACUUUCAUUCGAUAUCGAAUCAAUCACUCAUACUUCUCCACAGUCUUUUUACAGUCAGAUCGCUAGAAAAUCCAACGCCGCCAAACAGAUACCAUGGCUGCUCAACCCAACCCUGCGCCUCUUGUGCUUCCCGGCUUUGGAAUCGAAUUGAAUCGCGCAGCAUCAUGGAGGGCAACCCUUGCUAAAGGUUAUGUCACGAAUACGCCAAAUAAGCAGGGAGAGCCUGGAAUAUUCCCCUCCCUCUUAGCCCUACAGACCUUGGAAGGAUAUCAAGCUAUGCAACACUUCACUCCCAUCCGAGAGUUCACAAUGCUUCAGAUUAUGAAUACCAUAACUGACAAGCCCGGCUGGGAAAAGAAGAUAUUUUCACCAGACAUCAUAAACAAAUGGAGAGAGGAGGUAAUGGCGCAUAAAGACAUGGAUGUGUCAGAAAAAAUGAUGGAUUGGGUCAUUAACGAGCUGCAAUUCAAAUCAAAGGGCUUCGAAAAGAGUGGAAACAUUUUGGUCUAUGACGCGGGUGUUGUGAAAUCGGACACCGCAAUCCCGGAUACUCUCCGGAAUGCGCUCAAAUCCGCUGCUGCCCGCUUAGAAGAUGUCCCAGACGACCAGAAGGAUUAUCAUCCCCAAUCGAACAACCAGGUUCUUGACCUCGUGCAUCCCUCUCUGUUUCCGGUGGUCUAUGGUCGGACUCGGAUUAUCACAGACGGCGUUCUAGGAAUUCACGAGGGGAUCGCUAGAGCUGGAUCUGGUGAGGUUCUUGAAAUUCCGUCGAAAGAAGAACUUAAAGCACAUAAAUUCCGGCAUGAUCGACCUGGUGAACUACAGAUUCCUUACAGUCAGAAGUUCCAGUGGCUUCCCUGUGACGUCGCGUUCACAACAGAUUCAACAGAUUCAACAGAAACGGACGGACACGACAAGGAUCAAAAUCUUAAUAGCUGCAAGAUCACCAGCUAUAUAAAUAACUUGCACCCAAGGGAACACCGAGAAUUAUAUGGAGUGAUCGAGCAAGUUAUCUCCCUCGCUGUUCCGUUAUGGAAUAGAACGCUAGGGUACGCGAAGUCCAAAACCUACACUCGCAUAACAUACCAUUUCUGCGAAAAGGAAGUUGACCACGACUUCGUCGCAGCUAUUCCAAGACCUGAAUUGGAAUCCGACGAAGACGAAGAUGACUAUUACGACCGCGUAGACGAAUGGGAAGAACAGAGCCAAAAAUUUAGACUCCCUGAGCCCGAUGCUAAAUUUUUGCCUCCGAACGAAGAUAUUCUCGUUGACUUGCAGCGGGAUUAUGGAAGUACUGGCUUGCAAGUUAUUGUAAAACUUGCCAACAUUCAUCUCACACCAGAAAAGCCCAGGUACAAUGGUGGUACGUGGCAUGUUGAGGGUCAACUAAAUGAACACAUAUGCGCUACCGCGUUAUAUUACUAUGACAGCGACAAUAUCACUGAAAGCCGCCUUGCCUUCCGCCAGCUAGCUGACGUGGACAGCGCUAGUGAGAUAGGGUACGAGCAAGACCAACACGGAUGGCUACCACUCGUGUUCGGUUGCCAGAAUGGCAACGCCCCUAUACAGGAGAUUGGCAACGUCGUUUGCAAACAAGGCCGACUCCUAACAUUCCCUAACAUCCUCCAGCACCGCGUUUCGCCAUUCCAGCUCGAAGAUCCGUCCAAGCUCGGCCACAGGAAAAUCCUCGCGUUGUUCCUGGUCGACCCCAACAUCCGCAUCAUCUCCUCCGCCAACGUCCCGUGCCAGAGGCGUGAUUGGUGGGCGGAACAGGUGCCCUGGGAAAAUAUCACGGGUCGCCUCCCCCCUGAGCUGUUCAGUGAGGUUGCGUCUCAUCUCGAUGACUUUCCGAUAUCGAUGGAAGAUGCGAAGGAGCUGCGAUUGGAACUUAUGGAGGAAAGGAAGGCGGUGGUUGUGGAGCAGGGUCAGGCGAUGGAGAGCUACACAUUUUCGUUAUGCGAGCAUUAAGACCGGUGUUGUCGGCUUGAAACUAUGAAGGUAAAGGCAGUGGUGUUGCGAGGGAGGUAUAAGAUGUGGCCGGCGAGGGGGGAAAUGGGGAAAGGGGGAAAUGAUAGGGAAGGGAUCUCCGCAGAGGAACCUUCAAGCUUUCUUCCCUCCGUCCACGUCUUGAUUGUACUGACCCUCAUCUCCUUCCUUUGGCGCCGUAAACACCACGCAUGCACUCGAGUCUUCGCAAACUACUCAAGUAGAUGUCAUUGCUAUUUAAAUAUACCUAUUUGUAACUUAAAUCCAAGCUUAUUCUAGCAAUGAUCGACUCUUCUCCUUGGCUGCAUUUUUCUGUUCCGCGGAUCAUAAUAGCCAUUUACAGUU